Mus caroli (Ryukyu mouse) is the source of this 1449-nucleotide messenger RNA. The record is from RefSeq and is a predicted model, not a curated record. NCBI's taxonomy places the organism in Eukaryota, Metazoa, Chordata, Mammalia, Rodentia, Muridae.
AUGAUAUUGUCCCUUGCCUCUCGAGGAGCAUGUCGUCCUUAUUCUUUGAGGAGCACCAAGAGCCUGGUGAGAGAGCUGGGCAGGAAGGGUGAGCUGGUGCCUGUGGAAAGCCUCAGCAGCUCACAGCGCCUGCGCCCCUUCUGCCUGGUGAGGAAGAAGCACAAGAGCUACCUCUGGCCUUGGGACACACCCCUCAUCCCCACAGACUUCUCCCUCCUGGAUGUGCUGGAGCCUGGCUGUCCUGACCCAGAGGUGAACCACAGCAGGCCCAUCUACACCUGGGAGAAGGAGGCAGGAGGAUUGACAGGGGCUCUGAGCCUGAGCACUGGGCUGCAGGGCCAGGUGACCGGAAGUGGCAAGACCACCCGCCUCUCUGCCUUGGCUGUGCAGACACUCUGGGUCUCCCCUUGCACCUGGGAGAUGCUGCUAGAGAAGAGGAAACUGAGGUCGCCUAGGCCCUCCUUCCUCCAGGAGCUACAAAGCCGGAAGGAGAGGGAGAGUCUAUACGUGGUAACGGAGGCUGUGGAGACCCUGCAAGAUGCCAUGCUUCAGAGCCACAGCCACAUGCUAGGAGCUGGGCAGCUGUCCCUCCUACAGCUGGGCCAUGGUCAGGUACAGGGGCAGAGUCAUGUGGACACAGAGAAAAUGGUGAGCAUUCCACAGGGCAGCUUACUUGCCUACAGGGUUCUGCAGUUGGUGGUGGAAGAAGACGGCUGGGCUGUCCUUUACUUCCCUGAAAGAAAGCUCUGCAGGAACGCAGGGGUGGGUAUAGCCUUCAGCCAGGAAUCAGGAGAGGAGUCUAACUUCCACAACUUGCGAGACCAAGUAGAUAGCCAGUUGCAGGACCUGGUCACACUGUCCUCAGAGCAACGGGACACAUUGCUGGGUGCCCUCCAGGGGCUACUACAAGAACACCAAGCACUCCAGGAGCUGGAGGACACGCUGGAACAGGCUCUGGAUACAGGGCUGCUGGUACAGCUGGAGGGCCCUGGAGGCUGUGUUUUAAGCAUCCUCAAAGACUCUACAGGCAACUUGUCAUGCUCAAGAAGUAUGGCUGUCUUCUUCAUUCUUGGAGCCCUAGCAGCACUGAGUGAACCCCAGCGUUGCCUGUUGGCCCAGUCCAUAGAGAGACAAAUCCUAUGUGAGGAACUGGAGCUGGUGGCAAGCAUCUUGGAGCAGAACUGUAAUCAGGCGGAGGAAAUAACCUCUCCUCUCCCGACAGGAGUACUCUGUGCUCUGAAGAGUGAGGACGUGGUCCUCAUCCUAAGCCUGGUGCAGGGCUGUGGGCUGGAGCUGGAGCAGUCUGGCUGCCAGCUCACCUGGGACCCUACAGCAGUGCCUCAGCUUUCUGCACUCUAUGGGUGCCUCACAGGGCUGCAGCUACUAGCUGACCCACGUCCUGGGCUUUCUAGGACAGUGUCUGAAGAGGAAACACUGAUUUGUCCCUAA